AUGAAUCUCCAUAGUAUGCACCAGCAGCGACAGCUACAAGCCUCAAAAUCUGCAACACUGCGGACAUUUUGGACCAUUUGUGGAACUUGUGGAACCAAAUAUCAGUACUACCAUUCAAUGUUGAAGAAAGCUGUUUGCUGUCAAAACUGCUUGAAGCCCUUUAUAGCGCAUCUUUUAACUGAGCAACAUGUUCCUUUUUGUCCAACAAUUCAACAGUCAGCUGCGGUGUGGAAAAAUGCAGGAGUAUUUUCCGAAAUUAGAUCGCUUCAGAAGUUUGAACCUGGGCAAGUCUGGGCUCUCUAUAGUGAGACAGACAAGUUCCCCAAUUACUAUGCCUUCAUAGAGAAAGUUGAUCUCAAGAAUAGUGAAGUACAAGCAAGAUGGCUUGAAGGUUGUCCUGAGGAAGACGCGGAGAAAAGACUGGUAGAAGAUCGGACUGUUGGGUGCGGAACCUUUAGGGUUGCCACCACCCUUGGUAUCAUGACUUACACCGACACGAAACACUUUUCUCAUCCUGUGCGUGCCAUAUUCACUGGUAGAAGAAACUCUUAUGAAAUAUAUCCUAGAAAGGAUGAAGUUUGGGCCCUUCUCAAGGGAUGGGAUAUUGGUUGGAGUUCAGAUGCCGACAACCACAAAAACUACAAGUAUGAAGUUGUUCAGGUCCUCUCUGAUUAUACAACAGGCACUAGCAUAACUGUCGUACCGCUUAUCAAGAUAAAAGUCUUUGCAAACUUAUUUAUGCAGUCUAAAGAGGCAACUCCAUACCUGAUACCUCAUGGUGACACAAUAUGGUUCUCGCAUUGUGUCCCUUACCAUUUGAUGAGUGGGACUGAAGACGAAGGCAUUCUAGAAGGAGCUCUUGAACUUGAUCCUGCAGCGCUUCCCCUUAACUUUGAAGAGGCUAUUUCCUGUGUUGUUCCGGAAAGCAGGUCAGUAAAACGCUCGGAGUUUGAUGCCGAAUGUGCUGGUCCAUCGAGAGGGGAUAAAUCUCGGAAGGGAUCCGUGGGAGUUGAGGAGAGGCAACAUGCUACAUGCAGGAAUGCAGUGAUCUUUGCAAAGACACCAACGGUAGAGCACAGACAGAGUAACACUCCAUUUUCUGUUGAAGGUACAGAUGUUGACGAGGAAUCUGAUCAUGUUGUUCAAGAAGAAGUACUAUGCCCUGAAUUUUUUAACUUUGUCCAACUUAGAGAUGUAAAUCAGUUUAGAGCGAACCAGAUGUGGGCUGUCUACGACAGUCAAGGCGGUAUGCCAAGAUCUUAUGCACGAAUUACACAGGUCAAAAUAGCCCCGAAGUUUAUGGUACACUUCAUUCGGCUGGAGUUUGAUCCCACAAAUAAAUCGGAGGUGGCAUGGUCAUGUGGGAAACUACCUGUUGCUUGUGGACAGUUUAAGCGUGGAAAGUCAGAAAUAGCAAAAGAAACUCGUAUGUUCUCUCAUAUUAUUUCCCGUGAGAAAGGCAAGACGAGAAACUUUUACGAGAUAUAUCCUAGGAAAGGUGAAGUUUGGGCCCUUUUCAAGGGAUGGGACAUUGAUUGGAGUUCAAAUUCAGGCAAGCACAUGGACUUCGAGUAUGAAGUUGUUCAAGUUAUCUCUGAUUUCACAACAAGCGAUAGCAUCAUUGCCGUGCCACUUGUAAAAAUAAAAGGCUUUGUUAGCUUAUUUAUGAUGGGGUCUAAAGAGACAACUCCAAAGGUGAUAACUCGGGAUAACACACUGAGAUUUUCACAUUGUGUCCCUCAUCAUUUGAUGUGCGGUACUGAAAGAGAAGGCAUUCCGGAAGGAGCUCUUGAACUUGAUCCUGCAGCGCUUCCCUCUAACUUGGAAGAGGCAUUUGCUUCUUUUGUUCCGGAAAGUAGUGCAGUAAAAGACCAGGAGUUUGAUUCCAAAUAUACUGGAAAUGAUUCUCGGGAGGGAUCCGUGAGAGCUGGGGAGAGGCAGCAUGCGACAUGCAUGAGUUCAGGGAUCUUUUCAAAGACAUCAAAGGAAGAGAACAGAGGGCAUAACACUCGAUCUGCUGAAGAAGGUACAUAUUUUGACGAGGAAUCUGCUGACAUUGUCCAGGCAGAAUAUGAAUGUCCUGAUUCAGAAUUCUAUGAAUUUUCAGAAAUAAGAUUGCUUCGCAAGUUUGAACCUGGGCAGAUCUGGGCUAUCUAUAGUGAUACUGAUAAGUUCCCCAAUUACUAUGCCAUCGUAAACAAUGUUGAUCUCAAGAAUGAUAAAGUAGAAGUAAGAUGGCUUGAUGUGUGUCCACCCCGAGAGGAGGAGAAAAGAUUGGUAAAAGAAAAUUGCCCCGUGGGGUGUGGAACGUUUAAGGUUUCCUUCGUAUAUGGUCUUAUGACUUACACCGGUACAGAUUCGUUUUCUCAUCAUGUACUUGCUAGGUCAACUGGCAGAAUAAAUGAAUAUGAAAUAAUCCCCCGCCUUCAUGAGAUCUGGGCAGUUUACAAGAACUGGAGUGCUGGAUGGACUGCACGAGAUUUUGAAAAUUGUGACUAUGAAUUGGUGGAGAUAGUUGGCCAGAUUGAUAAGUCCAUACGAGUUCAGCUGUUAAGAAAGGUGGAUGGAUACAUGGCAGUAUUUAGAAGAGAGGAAGCUGUGAAAACAGUACGUAAGGAUGAGUACCCAAAGUUCUCUCACCUGAUCCCUUGCUUCCAUUUGACAAAUGAAAAAGGAGGCAAGCUUCGAGGCUGUUUGGAGCUCGAUCCUUUUUCGGUGCCGGAGAAGUUUCUCGGCACCGACUCAGCCUGCCUGGAGUUCUCCAUAUGUAGCGGUGAUGUUAUUCUGUACUCGUUUAGUUUCCUGCAGCUACUGCCUGUAAGAUCUAGCUGGGGACUUUUGGCAUUUGCUCCAGUUGCUGUUCUUAGUCCAUUGUUGAACUGA
Lolium rigidum is the source of this 2883-nucleotide messenger RNA. RefSeq lists its product as uncharacterized. The record is from RefSeq and is a predicted model, not a curated record. The transcript has 2 exons. The coding region runs from base 1 to 2883 and encodes 960 amino acids. NCBI's taxonomy places the organism in Eukaryota, Viridiplantae, Streptophyta, Magnoliopsida, Poales, Poaceae.